CGGAGAAGCGCGCACCCAUGUUCACUUUACCCACUCUUUUACGCGUUUCUGAUAAAGUUUUCGGCGUGCACCUCUCUGUAUGUUAGCCUAUUGUAUUUUACGCCUUAAUGAAAAGAAGCGGUGCUACAGGAAACUACGGGAGCAGGUGGGUGAGUUGUCCGACGGGACGUCAGGAGUCAUAGCUACAUCACUGACCACAUCAUUCUGAGGCAGUGGAGAAAGGUCAACAGGUACAUGCCCUGAGUGGCGGCUGAGAUGACACACCCCCGCCGGAUCGCCUCGACCAGCCUCCUUUUCUGCACAAGGCUUUUAUUUGCACUUAUGACUAUACACACAGCUUUGGGGGGGGACAAGACAGAAGAGUGCGGAGGUCGAGACUGCAGCGUCUGCCAGUGUUUCCCUCCAAAAGGAGAGCGGGGAAAUCCUGGUAUCUUAGGUCGGCAGGGCCCCAAUGGCCCCCCAGGUUUGCCUGGCACCCCAGGACUUUCCGGCGAGAAGGGUGUACGUGGUAUCAUAGGAUUCCCUGGGGAGUUUGGCUCAAGAGGAGACCAGGGUGUUCAAGGAUAUAGCGGUCAUGCUGGGUUAGAUGGAGUGCCUGGUCAUCCGGGGCCUGGUGGUCUUCCUGGGCUUCCAGGGAAGGAUGGAUGUAAUGGAACCAGAGGGGAACGUGGGCUGGAUGGUGAGAUAGGACGAGAAGGCCUGCCAGGACCCAUGGGACUACCUGGGUUGAAAGGUAUCAAAGGGGACACCUCUUAUAGGAUAACUUACAUUCCUGGAACACCUGGUGUUGUUGGAUCACCAGGAAUACGUGGACCACAAGGAAUUAGAGGGGGUUUUGGUCCACAAGGUCCACCAGGACGAGUAGGACGUGAUGGAAGUAUGGGCAUACGGGGUUUACCAGGUCCGAAAGGCCAACCGGGAGACGCGGGAAGAUCACUGCCUGGACCAAAAGGAGAUGAAGGGGUUCAAGGUCCUCAGGGGGAUCCAGGUCCAUUUGAAUAUGUGGAGCCCAACCCAGAAGACUAUGUAAAAGGCGAUAAGGGGGGAAAGGGACAAAAAGGAAUUUGUGGAAUUCCUGGCCCUUACGGUUCUGAAGGGCCUCCAGCAGAAAAAGGAGAGAAAGGCAUAAUUGGGUUCUCUGGACCCAGAGGCCCUCCUGGAUUUCCGGGCCGAACAGGUUUUCAAGGACCCAAGGGGAAACUUGGGGAAAACGGUCUCCCUGGUCUAUUUGGCAAUCCAGGACCAAAGGGCUUCCCAGGUGACCCCGGUCCUAAAGGAAAGCCACAGUACUAUUAUAACUAUAUGACAGGACCACCUGGAGAUCCUGGGCUCCCCGGUGCCGCCGGGCCACCUGGGGAUAGAGGGAUGAUAGGUAUACCUGGUACCCUUGGUGAUUCAGGAGCAUCUGUAACAGGUGCAAUGGGUGAAUCUGGUUUCCAGGGUCUCAAUGGAUUCAAAGGAGAAAAGGGUGACCCAGGAAAAACAUAUGGGUCACUCUUAAGCUACGGGGAACCUGGAAAACGAGGCCCUCCUGGACGUAAAGGACGACAAGGAAAUCCUGGCAUUCCCGGUUACUACUGCCUUCCUGGAGAACGUGGAGAACCUGGACAGGUUGGAGAGAGAGGGCCUUUUGGAUUACCAGGUGUCCAGGGGAGAAAAGGUCCUGAUGGGGGAUGUGCAUGUGACCCACCUGGUGAUCUACCUGGCGAUCGUGGUCUCCAAGGCCCUCCGGGUGACCCUGGUGAUCCUGGGCGAAAAGGGUACCGGGGUCUCACUGGUGAUAUCGGACUCAUCGGAGAGAUGGGUGUGGGAGGUGUUACUGGUCCCAGAGGCUUCACAGGUGUCCGAGGGAUUAAAGGAGAGAAAGGAGGUGUUAUUGUGUCAUGCACAAAGGGAGCGAAAGGUGACCCGGGAUCUACUGGACCAUGUGGAAAGCCAGGGUGUAAUGGGAUGAAAGGGGCUGAUGGGAAGAUUGGUGCUCCUGGAGAUCCUGGAUCUCUGGGAGAUAAUCUUGUUGGACUGACAGGUGACAGGGGAUGUCAAGGAGCUGUUGGUGUGAAAGGCUGCAGAGGUCCAACUGGUCCUCCUGGACCAUGUAUGAUGGGGUCAAAUGGGCGACGAGGGCAACAAGGGGAUCCUGGACCUCAAGGCCAAACAGGGCCACCUGGUCCUAAAGGAAUUCAAGGUGAUACACUGCCCUGUGGGCCUGGCAUUAUUGGACCCCCUGGUUGCAAAGGAAUGCCUGGAUGUAAAGGUGGGAAAGGUAGGCUUGGAAAUCCAGGAUGCAUAGGAAAAAAUGGACCAGAUGGUCCCAAAGGAGGGAACGGAGACCCUGGCGAUUGUGGGUGUAGCGGACUGAAAGGUCCAGAUGGAUAUUUAGGAGAUCCAGGUGACACUGGCCCCGACGGCAACGGUAUAAGCGGCUCACCUGGCACACCUGGAUUUCGUGGACCCCAGGGUCUGAAAGGGUCUUUUGGAGACAAUGUUAUUGGGGCCCCAGGACCGAUGGGCCCCUUUGGGGUUCAGGGAAGGACGGGCCCUAAAGGUGUACCUGGACCUCCUGGACCAAUUGGAUUGCAAGGUACAUCAGGUGUUCCUGGACUUCCUGGAAGAAAAGGGGAAGAAGGAGAGGAUGGUAAACAAGGGGCACCUGGUUUCCCAGGUGGGAGACCAGAACAAUGUGACAAAGGACAAGCUGGUCCACCUGGCAAGACAGGACCACCAGGCUUUAGUGGACAGAGAGGCACCCCUGGAGAGAAAGGAUCACUUGGGGAGCCGGGACCUGUAGGCUUUGGAGUUAAAGGAGACCCUGGUAAGCCUGGUUUCCCAGGCAUUCAAGGAUAUACAGGCCUUCAGGGACCUUCAGGACUCAAAGGGGACAGUGGAAAUCCUGGAUUUACUGGACCAAAGGGUUUGCCUGGAUUUCCUGGUCAAGAUGGCUGUGCUGGGAACACAGGGCAGACGGGCCCUUUAGGGGCUCUUGGACAAAAAGGCCUUAGGGGUCUGAAUGGAUGUCCAGGUUGCCCAGGGGGGAGUGGAACCAAGGGCCAGAAAGGAUGCAUUGGGCCACCUGGACCUCCAGGAGACAUGAUUUCAGUGCCAGUCAAAGGCCGGGUAGGACCACCUGGACCUCAUGGGGAGAAUGGUUUCAGUGGAGAAAGGGGUAAUAAGGGUGACCCAGGUCCGCCUGGACCACCAGGGUAUCCGGGACUUAAUGGUCCUCCUGGCUUUGAAAGUGGCUUGUGUGGACCGCCAGGCAUUCCUGGGUCUCCCGGUGAGCCUGGCACAAGUGGGCGACCUGGACCGAAGGGAAUUAUGGGAUUCCCAGGGGAAAAUGGUGAUUCAGGUGAUCCUGGAUUGACUGGUAUGGCAGGAACCCCUGGUUUCCCUGGGUUUGAUGGUCCUAAAGGUGACAAAGGCGAGUCUAUUGGUGAGCCAGGACCAACAGGUGAGAGAGGGCCCUAUGGAGAAAAAGGAGUGUCAGCUCCCCCCGGUGACAUAGGAGACCUUGGUGACCCUGGACCACAAGGGCCUUAUGGAAACUGUGGUCCACCUGGACCACCUGGGAACCUUGGCCAUUAUGGACCUCCUGGUGUGGUUGGGCCCCCAGGUCAGUGUGGAAGACAUGGUCCAGAGGGUGUUCUAGGGCCUUCAGGUCCACCAGGCCCUAAAGGAAGCAUGGGAUGCCCUGGCCUUAGAGGAUCUCCAGGGCUCCCAGGACUCCAUGGGCUAGAUGGCCUGAAGGGUGUCAAGGGUGAGAUUGGAUCUCGAGGGCUGGGUUUAAAAGGUGAUAGAGGCAAUCAAGGACUGACUGGAGACAAGGGGGAUCCAGGAGACCCAGGGUUGUAUGGGAUAUCAAAAAAUGGUGAUCAAGGUCCAAAAGGACAACCGGGAUGCCAAGGUGAUUCUGGUCCAAUGGGUCCUCCUGGAUUUCGUGGUGAAGAAUGUAAGAUUCUUAAACCUGGAUCUUUUGGAGGACAGGGUUUCCCUGGGCUAGAUGGACCUCCAGGGCCCAUGGGAGAGAUGGGAAAUCCAGGCAAUGUCUUCGCAGUGAGUGGUGAUUGUGGUGUCCCAGGUGUUCCUGGAUCACCAGGAUGUAAAGGAAAAAAAGGAUGCCCUGGGCCCAACGGCCUGCCAGGGUGUCAGGGCCCAGGAGGUCCAAAAGGUGAAAGAGGGCAAUGUGGGCUUAUGGGCCUUCCCGGACCCUGUGGCCCCAUGGGUGAUUGUGGACCCUCAGGACCCUGUGGUGCAAAAGGAGAGAAAGGGGACACAGGUCUAAAAGGAGAGCCUGGCGAUGUCAGACGUCCUAAUCCUUGUCAUCCUUCUCAGGGCCUUCCUGGUGCUCGUGGUCCAUCUGGCCCAUAUGGUGAAGAUGGAGAAGACGGACCUAAUGGCAGUGAGGGACCGAAAGGUGUGAAGGGACCAAUGGGAGCUGAUGGCUUCCCUGGACCUCCUGGGCCACUAGGACCAGACGGGCCUUCUGGAAACCCUGGAUAUGAAGGCGUAAGAGGACCCACAGGCUCGCAGGGACCCCCGGGACCAGAUGGUGAUCAGGGUCUUCCUGGAAACAAUGAGAUGUUUUCCUCAGGCUUCCUUUUGGUGAUGCACAGCCAGUCUGAGAUUGUGCCAACUUGUCCCCUGGGCCUAACCGUGUUAUGGACCGGCUAUAGCCUGCUAUAUAUGCAGGGUCAGAAGAGAGGACACACACAAGACCUGGGCCAGGCAGGUUCAUGUGUACCCAUGUUCAGCACCAUCCCGUUCUCUUCCUGUGAUAUGCACUCCUGUAAUUACUCCAGCCGCAACGAAAAAUCCUAUUGGCUGUCUACAACCGCCUCGAUUUCUAUGGCGCCUAUAAAAGGAAUGGAAAUUCAGACACACAUCAGCAGGUGUGUGGUGUGUGAUGCUUCAUCGCCAGCCAUUGCAAUACACAGUCAAGACUUGUCUACACCACUUUGUCCACCAAACUGGAGAAGCCUCUGGACCGGAUAUUCAUUCAUUAUGUAUACAGGAUCGGAGAAAGAGGGAGGUGAACAGUCUCUGGCGUCAACAGGAAGCUGCUUGCAGAACUUCCGCAGUCAGCCGUUCGUGGAGUGCCGAGGUCCGGCUGGCACAUGCCAUUAUUUCGCCACCAGCUACAGUUUCUGGCUGACAAAAGUGAACGCGCAGCACUUUAACUCCAAUCCUCAAAGUCCUGUGCAGGAGAACCACGAGAGCGUCAGCAAAUGCAACGUCUGCAUGAUGAAUGAUCCCAACAAUUGAUACAA
Rhinichthys klamathensis goyatoka is the source of this 5264-nucleotide messenger RNA. It is a transcript of the gene col4a4, whose product is annotated as collagen, type IV, alpha 4. Gene Ontology annotation, cellular component: collagen trimer. Gene Ontology annotation, molecular function: extracellular matrix structural constituent. Bases 256 to 5259 code for a protein of 1667 amino acids. NCBI's taxonomy places the organism in Eukaryota, Metazoa, Chordata, Actinopteri, Cypriniformes, Leuciscidae. The record is from RefSeq and is a predicted model, not a curated record. The transcript has 48 exons.